Messenger RNA from Owenia fusiformis, 760 nucleotides. NCBI's taxonomy places the organism in Eukaryota, Metazoa, Annelida, Polychaeta, Sabellida, Oweniidae. The record is from the annotation of a GenBank genome assembly.
UGGAUGGAGAAGAAAGGAUCAUGAAUUUGUCUUACUGUAACACAUUCAUUUUAUGCAUUUUCUUAAUCAGAUUUGUGAAUGUUAUUGAUUCAGCAAAAUGCAAAUCAUGCAUAAGAGAAAGGCCAGUAGAUGGGAUCCCAACUAAUUCAACAAGAGAGAGGACAUUAUCAUUUCUAGCAGAAGGAGAACCUUCAGCUUUAUUUACCACUUCUGAAAAUUUUCACAAAACUUGGAAAUUAUAUGGUGUCAAUUCCAGAAGAAAAAUCAUCAGAAAAGGAAGAGAAUUUGUUGAAUUUGUGAAAGAAAGAUUUGGUGUUGAUGUAAGCGCAAUAACAGAUGAGCAAUUGUAUCUGGGCCGACCUGUAGAGAUAGGAGAUUACGCAGUAUCAGGGUUUGUAUUGAAAAAUAACCUGAGAGUAGUCACUGAAAAUACACCACACCAUCGUGUGAAAUACUACAAGAACAGCCAUGUAAGAGAAGUUGGAUUUAUCUCAACUGCCAAAAGAUCUAUGGUCUCAACAGGUCAAUGGAAUGGGACAAUACCAAAAGGUGGAUCAGUAUUCAUAGUCCACUUACUUCUAUCUAACAAUGAAUGUGACUUCACAGAAGAGCCUGAUAUCAUUGAAGCUCAUCCAUUGGAGCCAUUCUAUGUUGUGGAUGGUUUUGUUACCUUUGGGGCAGAAAUAUUAUCUAACAAAUAUGGACAUGGGACAUUACGUGGUCUAGAAAUGGUAUUUUCAACAUCGUAUACUGUUACUAU